Acanthisitta chloris (rifleman) is the source of this 983-nucleotide messenger RNA. Its product is annotated as myosin-IIIb-like. Gene Ontology annotation, molecular function: protein binding; cytoskeletal motor activity; ATP binding. Lineage: Eukaryota; Metazoa; Chordata; Aves; Passeriformes; Acanthisittidae. Gene Ontology annotation, cellular component: myosin complex. The annotation marks the transcript as partial. The record is from RefSeq and is a predicted model, not a curated record. The transcript has 9 exons.
GUAUUAUUACCUUGCAUUCAAGGCACAUGAGACUCCCCUUGGUAGCAGAGAAAACUGUCUCGCCAUUUUGGAGAAAUCUAAACUAGACAACUGGAUUCUUGGGAAAACCAAGGUUUUUCUGAAGUAUUACCAUAUAGAGCAGUUAAAUUUGUUCCUGCGAGAAGUUAUAGGCAGGGUGGUGGUCAUGCAAGCCUAUAUCAAGGGAUGGCUUGGAGCAAGGAGAUACAAGAAAGUCAGAGAUAAAAGAGAAAUCAGUGCUAUUACCAUACAAGCAGCCUGGAGAGGAUAUGAAGCUCGCAGGAAGUACAAGGAAAUAAGGAACAGAAGAACUGAUGCUGCUAUACAUAUUCAAGCAGCUUUCAGGGGAUAUCUUGUUCGUAAAAACUAUGCAAAAUUGAAAACCAGCACUGAGUGUGUUGCAGAUCCUCAGCUUACAAGCAGCUGCUCUACUUGUGAUUUUGGCUGUGAAGAAGAUGGGCAGCAAACCAGUAACCAGUCUUCUCCUGUGGUGCCUGAUUUUCUUGACAAACAAACAAAAAAGAAUGAUUUGGAUGAGAUUUCUGCUUCUCCAUUUGUUCUAAAACAUUCAUUCGAAAUGAAUGAUUCACAACCAAUUAGCCAAUCCCAGGCAGUUGCAGACCAGUCAAGUCCCUUGAGAGACCAUGAAAAUGGAGGUUCAGAAAACUGUCUUGAACAGAAGCUGAGAACACCUCGUCGACGAUGUCAGCAGCCCAAAAUGCUGAAUAGCCCUGAGGACAACAUGUACUAUAACCAGUUAAAUGGAACUCUAGAAUAUCAAGGGAGCAAGAGGAAGCCAAGAAAACUUGGCCAAAUCAAAGUGCUGGAUGGAGAGGAUGAGUACUACAAAUCAUUGUCAGCUGUUGAAUCUGUCCCUGAAGAUGACAACUUUCUCAGCUCCCCAUCUCCUCCUUCUUCUCGAGGUGUGUCUUUUGCUGAAAGUUGAAUCUCACUUACUGUAUUGA